Staurois parvus is the source of this 3212-nucleotide messenger RNA. Lineage: Eukaryota; Metazoa; Chordata; Amphibia; Anura; Ranidae. The record is from the annotation of a GenBank genome assembly.
AAGCAGAUGGUUCUCAUAGACUCUCUGCUGACUGGAAGUAGUGCUGCCCAUGUAGGUUCACGGAAACACAAUCGUGACAUUGCUGAAGUGGCUGGUGCUGCAGAACUAUUACUGCCUCGUGGUAGUGCACGUGUCUCUGGGAUGGUGAAAACCUCUGCUUCACCACUUCUACACGGCAAACUUCGAGAUUAUCAAAUGAUUGGGCUCGAUUGGUUAGCUAAACAGUACAGAAAAAAUCUUAAUGGGAUACUGGCAGAUGAGUCAGGACUGGGCAAGAAUGUCCAGGUGAUAGCUCUCUUAGCUCAUCUGGCCACCAGUGAAGGUGUAUGGGGUCCACAUCUAAUUGUUGCACGAAGCUGCAACAUUCUUAAAUGGGAGCUGGAACUGAAACGCUGGUGCCCAGCACUUAAACUGCUACUGUAUUUUGGUAGUCAGCGAGAGCUCAGGAGGAAACGUCAGACUUGGAAUGAACCCAACAGCUUCCAUGUCUGCAUCACAUCCUACAAGCAAUUGUUUAAAGGACUCCAGGCCUUCAUGAAAAUGAGAUGGAAGUAUCUAGUGCUAGAUGAGGUCCAUCAGAUCAGAAAUAUGAAUGAGAAGCACUGGGAUGCUAUAUUGAAUCUUCCAAGUCAACGGCGGCUGCUUCUCCGAGACACUCCGUUACCACACACGUGGAAGGACCUGUGGACCAUGGUACAUUUCCUUAUUCCAGGCUUGUCUAGAACUUAUUUGGAUUUCCCAGUGAAGGAGGGCAGUGACCAGGACCAAGAAUACCGACAUACCAUUUCAAUUCGAUUGCAUCGGUCCACUCAACCUUUUAUAUUGCGACGGACCAAAAGAGAUGUGGAAAGGCAGCUAAACAAGAAAUUUGAGCAUGUACUUAAGUGUCAAUUAUCAAACCGCCAAAAGGUCUUGUAUGAAGAUAUCAUGAUGCAGCCUGGAACUCAGGAUUCCUUAAAGGGUGGCCAUUUUGUCAGUGUUCUUCACGUCCUGACGCAGUUGCAAAGGAUUUGUAACCAUCCAGAUCUGGUGGAUCCACGGCCUGGACAUUCCUCAUAUGCAUGUGAAGCUCUGCAAUAUGAAACCGCGUCUUUAGUAUUGAAGGCUUUAGAAUGUGACCCCUGGAAGAACACAGAUUUGUCUUUAUUUGAUUUACUUGGCCUAGAAAAUAAAAUGACCCGUUGUGAAGGUCAGCAGCUUUGUAAGCAGAAAAUUACUAGAAGAAUGAUGCAGGAAAUUUAUACUUCCCCUGAUCCUGCACCUCGACCCAGCCGAAUGAAAAUGAAACCAAGCAGAUUGUUUGAGCCAGUCCUCUAUGGACAGAAACCUGAAGGACGCACAGUUGCCUUGCCAACUACAUCUGCAACACGAGUAGUGACAACAACCACUACUACAGUUACACAGCAGGGGCAAAUGAAAAGAUCUUCAGUCACACCUGUUGUGCCACAGGGGACCAAAGUACCUAUUACCCAGGGUCAAACCACACAUGUCUCUGUGGGAGUUCCUAGGCCUCAGGCACCAGCAACCUUUGCAGCUGCCCCAUCAGUAAGGCAACUGAGUCAGGCUCAGACUUCUCAGCAUGCUGUCCAGCAGAAUGUUCUGUCUCCAAGGCUGGUGCUCAGUUCUCAGGCCAGGCUUCCAAGUGGUGAAGUUGUAAAAAUUGCCCAGCUGGCUACAGCAGGGGCAGGCCAGGGACGAAUUGCUCAGCCUGAGACUCCAGUCACCCUUCAGUUCCAAGGAAACAAAUUCACUCUGUCGCAGAGCCAGUUACGUCAACUUACUGCUGGCCAGCCAUUACAGCUACAAGGUAACGUUCUGCAGAUUGUUUCUGCUCCGGGCCAGUACCUGCGUACUCAGGGAUCUGUUGUUCUUCCAUCUGUGCCACAGAGUGCAGCUGCUAAUGCCAUAAGAAACCAAGCCCAAGUGGGAGCUCCUCCACCUACUAAUGUGCCAUCAGCUGCUCUUAUAACUUCCAAAAGCACACCUACAGUAGAUCCAACUGCAAAAUCUGCUCCAGCUUCACUUUCCCAGGAAUCUACAGAAGACAAGCAACGUUCAUUAAAAGAGCGUCUAGAUAGGCUCUUCAUCUGCAAUGAACGACGGUGUGGACGAGCUCCUGUGUAUGGGUCAGACCUUUUAUCAUUGUUUUCCUUGCGUUAUCCUGAUACACGACCUUUUAUGUUGAAUACACAGUGGAGCUGGACCGGAUCAGUGCACUGUGCAAUCUCGUCUCAAUCUCCUAAGAACUCCAAUGAUCCAUUGCAGCACCUUAUUCGGAGCGUCAAACAGCAGGAAGCAGUUUUAGAACCCAUUGCUAAAAGGUCACUGUGUUUGAUCCCUGCAGCUGUUGCAAUUCCUCUGCAUAUGACAGUGCUGCAUCCUCCUCCCAUGUACACUCACAACAUGAAGGUCCUUAAACACUGUCUGAGGCAGCAUCUAGAUCCUUACAUUCAGGACAUACGAAAGCAAACAUCUCCUCAGUGUAUGCAGGAUCCAGAUUUGCGACUCAUCCAGCGUGACUCAGGAAAACUGGAGGCUUUAUCCAUCCUCCUCCAGAAGCUGAGGUCUGAGGGUCGGCGUGUGCUGAUUUUCUCCCAGAUGUUACUCAUGCUGGACAUAUUGGAGAUGUUUCUGGACUACCAUUCAUUCACCUUUUUGAGGAUUGAUGAAAAUGCCAACUUCAAUCAGUGCCAGGAUCUCAUGAAAAGUUUCAACAGAGACCCACGCAUUUUUAGUAUGGUCCUUUCUACUCACAUUCGUUCUUUAGGAGUGCAUCAUGUAGAAGCAGACACCGUGAUAUUCUAUGACACUGAUUUAAACCCUGUUAUGGAUGGAAAGACACAGUCAUGGUGUGAUUUCAUUGGAAGAGCAAAAGAUGUUCAUGUAUACAGGCUUGUGAGCGCCAAUUCGAUAGAAGAGAAGCUGUUAAGGAAUGGCACGAAGGAUCUUAUUCGGGAAGUGGCAGCUCAGGGCAGUGAUUACUCUCUGGCAUUCCUAACCCAACAAACUAUCCAGGAACUUUUUGAAGUGUGUUCUCCACUAGAUGAUUCUGGAUUUAGGGUGAGAGCUGAAGAGUUUGUUAUGCUUUCUCAGGAACCAUCCCCUCUGACAUCAUCACAGCCAAAGUUGCAAAACCAUUUGUAGAGGCAUUAGGCAAAAUUGAAUUUGGACAAGAGGAGUACAUCACUGAAUAUGAUGGACCAAAGCCCGAU